AUCAACGAUCCCGCUCCCGGGAGACCACUUUCAGAAUUGGCUAGGACCAUCCAAUAAAAAAAGACACUGUUCAUGAGACUGAACCAAUCAAAUUGCAAUAAAAAUAGUCGGUAUUAGUGAAACAGUGACUACAUAAUUGGUCUGGAUCACAGCAGGAAAUGAGAAGUUUUGUGGUGAUACAUUUAUUUCAAGCAUGGAUUCAGUUAUAAGCAGACAAUCACGUUAUCGAAGAGCAAACAGAUACACCUUGAAGUUAGUAUGACAACUAAUUAAAAGAAAUCAAUACAAGCUUUAAUAUAACCGAAACGGUGUUUGGUGAAUGGGACAGACAUUUAAUGAAAUAAUUAGCGUGCAGACAAACACGAAUAUAUAUAUAUAUAUACAUAUAUAUAUAUAUAUAUAUAUAUAAACUUGGACAAUGCUCUUAACAUAAAUCAACUAACAAUGGUUGAAGUACGGUCAAGCGGACAAUCUACCACUGUUGUUUUACAGCAGCCUCUGUCAGUAUUGAAACCUCAACAAGGAUAUUUCCUAACGAGAGGAUGGAGUUCUGGAAUUUGUAGCUGUUUCGAUGAUUGUGAAUCAUGUCUUUGUGCAGGAUUUUGUUAUCCAUGUUAUCUUUGUCAUAUGUAUAGCAUUUCAAAUGAGGCCUGUUGGCUUCCUUUAUUUGGAGUUGGUGUUCUUCCUCUACGUAUUAAACAUCGAAUCAAACACAACAUAGAUGGCUCAUUACUUGAUGAUCAUUUUAUUACAUGUUGUUGUCCUCAACUUGUUUUAUGCCAGUUGAGGCGAGAUAUGAGAUAUAUGGAAUCUUAAUAAAUUUUAAUUAUGAUAAAUAUAAUCAAUCGGAAAAUGGAAUAUUUCAAUCUUCUUUCGAAGAAUGUUGUUUUUUGAUUACAUGAGCGUUCUGUAACAUAAACUACUUUCAUGUUAAAAAGGAAUAAUUAUAGUGUGCAUACAUGAUUAAGAGUUGUUGAUAAAGAAUAAAAAAUCUUUGGUAAAAUAAUUAUUUGACUUGUGUGUUUUCACUGAGCACGGUGGUUUCCCUUUUAGUAAAUAUGGAAUCUAUGUAGAAUAUUCUUUUCCUUAUAGUGUACCAUGUGUGUGUUCAUUAUUCCUAACAGUUAUCGAGAGCUUCUCUGAAAUGUCUUAAAAAGAUGAGAGAAGUCUGAAGAUACUUUUUCCAUUCAGCGCUCAGUAAAGCGAUACAACAGGGUUCUAUAAAAGAGACAGAUUAUUCGUCAUUUCCUGAUAGGUUAACUAGCAAUUUUCCUACUAAUUUGAGUUUGUUUUCUAAGUAGUACGGUCACACAUAAACCCAUUAAUAUCAUUAUUUCUGUUCAUAAACUAGUUUUGUAAGUUGGGUUUAUUUCGAUUCAUUCAUCAAGACUUUUCACUUAGACGCUAG
This is a messenger RNA of Schistosoma haematobium, 1408 nucleotides long. RefSeq names its product Placenta-specific protein 8 protein. The transcript has 4 exons. NCBI's taxonomy places the organism in Eukaryota, Metazoa, Platyhelminthes, Trematoda, Strigeidida, Schistosomatidae. The record is from RefSeq and is a predicted model, not a curated record. Bases 445 to 816 code for a protein of 123 amino acids.